Messenger RNA from Cherax quadricarinatus, 3721 nucleotides. The record is from RefSeq and is a predicted model, not a curated record. Lineage: Eukaryota; Metazoa; Arthropoda; Malacostraca; Decapoda; Parastacidae.
GGAGGGAGGACAAGGGUGAGGGACGUGCUUCUCCAUCACAGUUUUCGCAACACACUCCACGCCCUCUAUCUGGCCCUCAACGACAACUUUCUCCACGCCCUCUAUCUGGCUACCAACGAUCUCAACAAACUCUUUGAGACGCUGCGUUAUGGUAACUCUCGUCUGAAGAAGGUAGACGUCAUGCAUGAAGAGGACAGCAGCUGGCUGGUCUACCGACGCUGUCUGUACUGCUACAACGGAGAACCUGACGUCCAACUUGUGCAUCAAAAAAGCCUCACUUUUCCCGGUCAGGCAAACAACGUUCUCUUUCAAGAUCAGCUUCAAGACUUCAGUGGACACAAGUUCCGGGUGGGGACUGUGGCGUACUUCCCUUACAUUGACUACAAGAUGGACAGCAAUGAACCGGGUAGCAGAGUCACACUAAAGGACUCACUAGAUACAAGACUCCUCUCCACUUUCUCCACUAAAUUAAACUUCACUUACGAUAUUCGUGAGGACCCAGAGCGCUCCUGGGGAGUGUGGAACAACGGCGUCUUCAACGGGAUGAUUGGUCACCUUCAGCGUGAGGAAAUAGAUUUCUGUACGGAGUCAGCACCCACACCAGAGCGGCUCAUGACUGUGGAGUAUGCUAGAGGAUAUCCUUCAGACCUCAUGGUUGUGGCAUCACUAAAGCCUACACUUCUGCCUCAGUACCUCUCGUUCGUGAGGCCUUUUACAGGUGAGCUGUGGGUGGCACUUCUGGUAAGCGUAGUGGUGUGGAGCGUCAUCAUGUGGCUGUUGCUGAGAGCAUGGCAGUGGGUGGUAUCAGGACGUGAGGUCAAGUUUAAAACUGUUAUUAUGUUUGGUUGGGGAGUGCUGCUAGGGCAACCACCGCCUGAUCCUUCCACUAAUGUCUCCGGUCAAGUACUGGUUGGAUGGUGGCUGCUGUUCAGUCUGGUCGUCACUACUGGGUACAGUUCCUCUCUGGUCGCUCACCUUACGGUCCAGGGAACUUCCCCGCCUCUGGAGACCCUUCAAGACAUCCUUAAACAACACAACUGGAAGUGGGGCACAGAGAGCAGCCUAUACAAGGGAGCAGUUAUCGAGUAUUUCUCAAAGCACACCGACCCAGUGGUCAAGGAAAUAAACCAGAAAAUGGAGGUAUUGGACACCGAGAAAGCGUUGAAGAAGGUGCUGGUGGGUCAUUAUUCCUUGAUAGUGUUCAGGAGCUACGUCAGCGUCAUUGUUGCAUCUCGCUUCACAGACGCCCGCGGACACACGCCCUUCUUUAUCAGCAACAAAGGCAUUUAUGUCUUAGCCAACUUGGGCUGGUGCUUCAGGCGAGGCGCGCCAUUCUACUCUCGUUUUAGUAAGCUGAUGCUGCGACUGGAAGCAGCCGGCAUCACCAGCUACUGGACAGAAGACGUGAUAGCCAGACGUGUGAAGGACAAUAGGGAGGCUGCAGCACUUGACCCUCAGUUUGAUCUUGAACACACCUCAUCGAGAGGUGGUACUAGGCUGAACCACCUGCAGGGCGCCUUUUAUGUGCUACUUCUGGGUGUAGCAGUUGCCUUCCUCACCCUACAAGCAGAGAUCCUUGCCCAGUGGCGCUCCAUACCCCAGCAACGCCAAACCUCGGGUUAGAGUGAUGGAGCCGUGAGAUCCUAGCCAAGCUCACUACCGCUCCUGUCCUCGGUAACGCCUUUAAUAUCACAACUGUGGAAAUCUGAGCAAACAUGGACAUUACUAAACAAAAUGUUGAAGUCUUAACACAAUGAGCAUGAGCUUUGAUAACUGCAUCAGGCAGAAAAGAGGAAAUAAACAGGAAAUAUAUUGAUUAAUAUGAAAUGACUGGCCGGUAAAUGUAGCCAGCAAGGCACUGAAUAUAAGACAAUUUGAUUACAGAAAAUUAGGAUUUUUUUUUCUUAGACUACUGAUGUGUUCAUAUAUUUCAUAACAGCUGCCAAGAUUUAUAUCAGUUUCUGAAAGUGUUAAUGUACUUAAUAUUUUCGAAAAAAUAUAAUUCAACACGGUUAACAACGUUAUAAAAAUGCAAUAUGAUGUACGUAUUUGUACCCCAGGAAGAACUUGACUAAGUGAGGAUAGUCGUAUUAAAAUUUAAGUAUUAGCUAAUGUUAUUGUAUGGGAAAUCUAAUAUCCCGAAUAUAUUAAGUCAGUAUCAAACUUGCCUCCUUGCUGUUGCUUACUGCCAAAGUAAUAUUAAAGUCCUAAUUAACACAAAGCUAAACCUUCCCUUCAUUAAGUUAAAUGACUUCUCAAAUACUCUCUCGUUCUCAAAAUGAGACGAAACCAAAUAUUGUUUCAUUAUUUUUUAAACUGCACAACUACUCACACUCUAUACACUUUGAAAUAAUGAAGAAGGAAGUUCUCUUUUAUGUUUUAAUAGCACAGAAAAUUUAUUCUGACACUAAUAUACGAAAGAAUAUAGAAAAAAAUUGAUACAUAUUAAAAUAGCGAAAUAUGUUUAAACAAUGUAAAGACUAAAGCAAUUUUUGGACUGAGUGAAACUUGCGGACAGAGUUUCGUACACUUUAGGUCACCCGGAGGUAAAUAGGUACCUGUGAGUUAGUGGUAUGUUGUGAGUUGCAUUCUAGAAGUGAUAUACUACAUUAAGGUAAUCACAGUUCUUAAGUAAAAAUAAUUAUAUAAGCAAAAAUAAUUUUUUUUUACAAAGUCACAUUAUAUUUAAAUAGAUCAACAGUGAAAGCCAGUGCAAAGGAUUCUCGAAUUCUGCGGCUGCGCGCGUCUCUAACUGAAGUUUAUAUAUAUAUACAAUGAGAGGCUCUUGUGAACACUUUGCCAGGAACUGCUGCAGCUGACAGUCCUUGCUUUGUGUGGCUGCUUGUACCUGACUCUGCUGUAGCAAAAAAAUGUAAGACUCACCGACUACUCGAUAUACGUAAAACAAAAAGACCGACAUGAAGUCAUGUGAGAUAUGGGCCAGGCAGUGAGUGCUGUAUUACAAGCCAUCCCAGAGUGGAGAUGUUUACCUCUCGUCCUCAAAGAUGGCACAACCUCCUCCAUAACUAUUUUAAAGGAGCUGGACCAGCUGUGGGCUCUCUGGGGUGUGGGUCUGUUCGAAGUGGCAGGGAGCGAGAACGACGUAAACGCGACUCAAGUACAGCUCACCAGGGUGAUCGCCCAAGCUCGUCAGCUGCGCCUUAUCUCCUGGUGUGUGAUGGUAGUGGUAGUCAGCAGCAAGCAAGACUUCUUAGCAGCGUUCGCCGAAGUGUCUUUGAAGGGUCGCCUGAUAGUGUGGACGACAAGGCUGCUGCUGGUAACUCGCCUUACUCCUGAAGAGAGCAGGACCCUCCUAGCCUCCUACUGGACUUUUUCCAUGACAAACGCCAUAUUGAUGACUUCGGAAGGAGGGGACCUACCACUGAGAUACUUCAAGACAUUACUGUGAGUGAUUAACAUUUGCAAAUAUAAAUGAGCAGAAAUGAAUCUAAGAACGAAUAUUUCUUGCCAAAGUUCAGCUCUUAGUUCAUGGUUAAGCUUUCUUAGAGUGUAUUUCAUGAAGCUCUAAAUUUGCGUUAAUCAUUCAACGUAAAGUGGUGGAUGCUCUAUCCUCCAUGCAUUAAUCGCAUCCUGAUCCUUAUUCAGCCCAUUUCUCGCAAUUCUUUAGAGCACCCGAGAAUUUUUUUUUUGUAGAGUUGAAUAUUAUACGGUGUACAGAAUCUAAAGGAAUGCAAAAUUUAUUCACUAAAAAUAGUUGUCC